This is a messenger RNA of Hylaeus volcanicus, 1911 nucleotides long. It is a transcript of the gene Arp2, whose product is annotated as actin-related protein 2. The coding region runs from base 409 to 1611 and encodes 400 amino acids. Gene Ontology annotation, cellular component: Arp2/3 protein complex; actin cortical patch. Gene Ontology annotation, biological process: Arp2/3 complex-mediated actin nucleation. The record is from RefSeq and is a predicted model, not a curated record. Gene Ontology annotation, molecular function: actin filament binding. The transcript has 8 exons. Lineage: Eukaryota; Metazoa; Arthropoda; Insecta; Hymenoptera; Colletidae.
GAACAAAAUUUUCGCCAAGGAAAAAAUUGCUUCAAAUCACCUCCCGAACCACCCCUUUCAAGGUGUUACAACAUUUUUGGGACACCCCGUACAUGGUCGGAGAUAGAAACUGAUGGUGAAAGAUCAGUGAGUUUGUGCUAGUUUGUGCCAUCGACUUGCUCAGAAUUAUAAGUGAUUUUGUGACAAACGAGAAUAUUUCCAAUUCAACCCUUUUAUAAACAACUCUUAUCAGGCAUUUUAAUGUGAACGGAAGUACUUGUAUAUAUAACUGUCAUUGGUUUUGAAACCGUCAUGCCGGUAACGCCCUAAAACUCGCAAGAAUUAGUCAUUUCGCAGAGCGUGUAAUGUGUAAUAAAAAAUAACGUGACGAAGAAAAAAAUCGAUUUCAGUAACAACCUCAAAUUAAAAAUGGAUAGCAAAGGCAGGAAGAUCAUUGUUUGUGAUAAUGGAACAGGGUUUGUUAAGUGUGGAUAUGCAGGAGCAAAUUUUCCAGAGCACAUAUUUCCAUCUAUAGUUGGACGUCCUAUUAUUAGAGCAGUCAAUAAGAUAGGCGAUAUCGACGUGAAGCAAGAAUAUUGCAUUCGUGACUUAAUGGUUGGAGAUGAAGCAAGUAAACUUCGUUCCAUGUUAGAGAUUAGUUAUCCAAUGCAAAAUGGAAUUGUUAGAAAUUGGGAGGACAUGUGUCAUGUUUGGGACUACACCUUUGGAAAGGAGAAAAUGAAUAUUAAUCCAAGAGAAUGUAAAAUUUUAUUAACAGAACCACCAAUGAAUCCUAUUACAAAUAGAGAGAAAAUGAUUGAGGUAAUGUUUGAGAAGUAUGGUUUUGCUGGAACAUACAUUGCAAUUCAGGCAGUACUUACAUUAUAUGCUCAAGGAUUAAUUAGUGGUGUUGUGGUUGAUUCUGGAGAUGGAGUCACUCAUAUUUGUCCUGUAUUUGAAGAGUAUGCUUUACACCAUCUUACUCGGCGAUUAGAUAUAGCUGGCCGAGAUAUCACGAUUUAUUUAAUAAAACUUCUUUUAUUACGUGGAUAUGCAUUUAAUCAUUCAGCCGAUUUUGAGACUGUUAGGAUGUUAAAAGAAAAAUUAUGUUACAUUGGAUAUAAUAUAGAGACUGAAGAAAAAUUAGCACUUGAAACAACAGUCUUAGUUGAAUCGUAUACUCUUCCUGAUGGAAGGGUAAUAAAAGUAGGUGGUGAAAGGUUCGCAGCACCAGAAGCUUUAUUCCAACCACGUUUAAUAAAUGUUGAAGCUCAGGGAAUUGCUGAAUUAGUAUUUACCACUAUUCAAGCAGCUGAUAUCGAUAUAAGAAGUGAAUUAUAUAAACAUAUUGUCCUAAGUGGUGGUAGUACAAUGUAUCCAGGUCUUCCAUCUAGACUCGAAAGAGAAAUUAAACAGCUUUAUUUACAGAGGGUAUUAAAGAAUGAUACUUCAAAAUUAAAUAAAUUUAAGAUAAAGAUUGAGGAUUCUCCUAGGCGUAAACAUAUGGUUUUUAUGGGUGGUGCUGUAUUAGCAGAAAUAACAAAGGAUCGCGAUUCAGUAUGGAUAACAAGGGAAGAAUACGAAGAAAAAGGUCUUAGUGUACUAAAAAAAUUAGGUUCUUAUGAGUCCUAAAGAACAUAGUCAUACAAAUAUAGAAAAGAAAUACCCAUUUUUUUUUACACCUGGUCAUUUAAAAAUUAAAUGCAAAAUUUGUAUACAAAAGUUGUAAACAAAAGUAUGUUUACUGCUAAUUUGUAUCAAUUUUACAAAACUUAAUUUAAGUAUUGUGUAAUCAUGUGAAAAAGCAGUUUGUUAAUAUAAUAAGUAGAGGGUGUGAGGUAAAAGCAUUUUAUAUGAUGUAUAUAUAUGAUAUAGGUUAGUUUUAUAAUUUUAGUUAAAUAAUUUAUAGAAAUAAAUUUAUUUCUUAUGACA